AUGGAUGUACUUGGUGAUUCCAUUCUAGUACUCAAACAGGUUCGGGGUGACUGGAAGACCAGAGAUGCAAAGCUAAAGCCAUACCACGCCUACCUAGAGUUAUUGAUUGAAAAAAUUGAGGAGUUGAAAUACAUUCAUCUCCUUAGAGCACAGAAUCAGUUUGUUGAUGCUUUAACUACCCUAGCUUCUAUAGUUGACAUUCCAACUAAUGUGAUAGUUCAUCCCUUGCUGAUUGAUACUAGAUUUGGGCCCGCUUAUGGUCACUUGAUUGAUGAGACAAAGGUCCAGGAUGACCUACCAUGGUUUGAUGACAUUCAUCAGUUUCUCAUAUCUAGCACAUACCCUAAGGCUACGAUAGCCAAGGAUCGGAGAGAAUUGAGGCAAUUAGCCACUAGAUUUGUGAUAUGUGGAGAGACUUUAUGCAAACGAUCGAUCGAUGACAGAUUAUUGCCAGUUUGUUCAGAGAUUCCCAAAGUGUCAGAUGCAUAG
Vitis vinifera (wine grape) is the source of this 489-nucleotide messenger RNA. RefSeq lists its product as uncharacterized. Bases 1 to 489 code for a protein of 162 amino acids. Gene Ontology annotation, molecular function: nucleic acid binding. NCBI's taxonomy places the organism in Eukaryota, Viridiplantae, Streptophyta, Magnoliopsida, Vitales, Vitaceae. The transcript is spliced from 2 exons. The record is from RefSeq and is a predicted model, not a curated record.